AUGGAUGAUUAUCAUGAUCGAAAAUCUUUCAAUCUCCAUGUUCUACGUUCGAAAAUCGUCAAUUGGAAACAAGGCCAUGAAGACAAUGAUCACAGUCAACGUGCUGUUGAUUUUCUUAUAAAAAAACUGAAAAAUUCCGACGGUGUACUUGAUUCUUUAGCAAAAGUUUUAUUAAAUCCUUAUGUUCCAAGUCCAUGUAUAACAAUUCCACCAUCUGUUGAUAAACGUAUACAGAUUGUCUAUCGAAAAGAAUUUCCACAUGUGGUCUAUUGUCGUUUAUGGCGCUUUGCUGAUCUACAGAAUUAUCAUGAAUUAGUUCCAUCACCUCAAUGUCGGUAUCCCUUUUCUUCGGGAAAUAAUCGAAAUCAAAAACAUGUAUGUAUCAAUCCCUAUCAUUAUGAUCGGGUACCAUCACAAGUUUUGCCAUCGAUUAUUGAACCGAGAAUUAACAACGAAAAUGCACCGCCGACACCACCACCUUCGACGUAUUCACCUGAUCCUUAUUCACCACAAUGGAGUAAUCAACCUAUGCUCUCUUCAUGGUGCACGAUAAAUUACUACGAACAUAGUAAUAAAGUCGGCGAACAAUUUCGAGCAGCAUCACCGCGAAUCUUUGUCGAUGGAUAUACUUCACCAUAUCGAAAUUUCACAAACCGAUUUAGUUUAGGAUUGCUAGAAAAUGUUAAACGACAGAAAGGUGUAGAACUUGUUCGAGCGAAUAUCGGUAGAGGUAUUGAAUUGAUCGAACAUGCGAACGGUGAUGUAUCAAUUCGAAAUCGGUCUUGGUCAUGUUCGGUAUUUGUUCAAUCGGUGUUGUACAAUCGUUUGAAUGGUUGGAAUGAUUCGACAGUUAAUCAUCUACCACCUCGGCAAUCAAUUCAUUCGAUUUUCAACGCCUCAAUUUUCACUCAACUUAUUCAUGAUCCAUUGGCAACUUAUGAAACAAUCCUUGAUUCAACGAAAUUAUGUGCGAUUCAAGUUAGUUUUAAAUUCGGUUGGGGUUUCGAAUACGGUCAACGAGAGAUAACUUCAACGCCUUGUUGGUUAUCAAUUCUGAUCAAUGAACCAUUACGUCUUAUUGACACUCGUUUACAACAACUCCAACCAGAACAAGCAACUACGUCUAGUUGA
Molecule: messenger RNA, 1131 nt
Organism: Adineta ricciae
Lineage: Eukaryota; Metazoa; Rotifera; Eurotatoria; Adinetida; Adinetidae
Source: the annotation of a GenBank genome assembly